AUGACAUCCGCUUGUAGCGGAUUACAUGAGUCUUCAAUUUACAUGAACAUAGAUGUUAAAAAACAAGAAAUUACACGACGUCAAAGUUUGGAUAUCCAUGCUAAAAACGAGCCUUAUACGUUGAAACGACAAUGUAAUUCUGAUUCAGUUAUAAAUUACGCAAUUCAAGAAUGCGAACCAGAUGUUCCCAUUAUUGGCUUAGAUUUUAUGAUGUCUCAAGAAGAUCCAGAACAGGGAUCUAUUAUUCAUAGUCCCAUUGAAACUUCGAAGACCUCAAACAAUACGAGUAUGUGGAGUUCAAAACCUACACUCAAUUUUGGUUUUUUCCAAACAGAAUAUCAAGUAUCUGAAGAUUUGAUAUUUGAAUAG
Molecule: messenger RNA, 369 nt
Organism: Ambispora leptoticha
Lineage: Eukaryota; Fungi; Glomeromycota; Glomeromycetes; Archaeosporales; Ambisporaceae
Source: the annotation of a GenBank genome assembly